This is a messenger RNA of Diospyros lotus (date-plum), 3418 nucleotides long. RefSeq names its product O-fucosyltransferase 1-like. NCBI's taxonomy places the organism in Eukaryota, Viridiplantae, Streptophyta, Magnoliopsida, Ericales, Ebenaceae. The coding region runs from base 1104 to 2966 and encodes 620 amino acids. Gene Ontology annotation, cellular component: endosome; cytoplasm; trans-Golgi network. The transcript is spliced from 15 exons. The record is from RefSeq and is a predicted model, not a curated record.
GCCGGACCUUUCGUCAGGCCAUGAGACGUUUGCCUCAGGCCCAUGAAUACUUGAUUAUUUGGGGCCAUAAAAUUGGAACCCCUCCCCCACCCCCCGGGGGGCCACUGUCCAGCCGUCCACCCACUCCCCCUCUGCAAACCUGGCUCGCCCCUGCCCUUCUCCCCCUCUCGCUUUCGCUCGCUGCCCAGCCUCUCUCUCGCUCCGUCACCCUCGCCCUCGCUUUCGCCUUUCGCUGCUCGCCUGCUCCGUCGCUCGCUGCUCGUCUGCUCCGUCGACCGUCGCUCGCUGCCUCUCUCUCGCUCCAUCGCUCGGUCCGUCGGUCGCUCGCCCUCGCCGACUCGCCUCGCCCUCGUGGCUGGUGGGCGGUGGUUCGCUCUCCGUCGCUCGCUGCCUCUCUCUCGCUCCGUCACCCUCGCCCUCGCUUUCGCCUUUCGCUGCUCGCCUGCUCCGUCGCUCGCUGCUCGUCUGCUCCGUCGACCGUCGCUCGCUGCCUCUCUCUCGCUCCAUCGCUCGGUCCGUCGGUCGCUCGCCCUCGCCGGCUCGCCUCGCCCUCGUGGCUGGUGGGCGGUGGUUCGCUCUCCGUCGCUCGCUGCCUCUCUCUCGCUCCGUCGCAGUUUCGCACCCUCGCCGGCUCGCCCUCCGUCGCUCGCCUCGCCGGCUCGCCCUCGUGGCCGGUGGCUCGCUGCUCUUGCGUCUUGCCUCUUGCUCCGUCUCUCGCUGUCGCUGGUCGAUCGCUGCCUCUCGAUUGCCGAUUGGCUCAUCACUCAUCAGAUUCAGUCUUUCAGAUCUGCUUCAGAUCUGCUUCUCAGAGGCUCUGACUCCAGUCUCCAGAUCUGCUUCAACUUUCUUUCUAUCUGACUUCUUAAUUAGUGGGCUUAAAAGUUGUAUGCAAAGAGGAUACUCCUACAUACAAGGUGCAGAAGAAUUACUUCAUGAUUUAAAACAAAACAACUAUGAAAUCCAUGCAUUCACAAAUUAUCCAAUCUGGUAUGAAAUGAUUGAGGAGAAGUUGAAACUAUCAACCUAUUUAUCUUGGUCCUUUUGUUCAUGCAACACUGUUGUUUCAGGUGGACCGACUCGGCAUCCUACACUUGAAGGAUUUUAUGGCAUUUUACCUACUGGUGGAAUUUGAUUUCGUCAAAAGGGAUAUUAACAGAUUGUUCUCUUGGUUGCAUGACACAACACCUUUAUCUUCAUGUAUGGUGCACUCUAGGCUCAAGUCCCAUUCCCUUGGCCAACAUUGUUUACUACUACACAAGGGGCCAUUAAGCUCAACUGGGGCGACAUACUAUAAUAAGACCCCAAUCGUUGCUCAUUUACCAAGCUUGAUGGAUGCAACACCUUCAAUCCAAAUGAGAAGGCCCGGGGAUGGAGCGGCCACUCACAAGAGAGGAGGAGGAGGACACUAUCGCCCCCAGCUAAAGCAGCAUCUGAGCGGAGGAGGAGGAGUUAAAGGGCUAUUUGGGAGGUUGUCCAUUGCAGUCGUUGUCCUCGUGAUUUGUUCCAUUUCGUUAUUAUCCACCUUGAAGAGUAAUAACAACCAGCCCAUCUCCCGAUCUUCAUCUGAGAUCGACACAGAAACUCUUUGGGAAACUGCUGCUUCUGAUGGUUGGAGGCCCUCAUCUGCUCCACGAUUUGAUUGGCCCCCUCCUCCAAAAGAGAGCAAUGGUCAUCUGAGGGUUCGAUGUAAUGGUGGUCUGAAUCAACAGCGCAGUGCGAUAUGUAAUGCAGUUCUUGCUGCACGAAUUAUGAAUGCUACACUCGUGCUGCCUGAGUUGGAUGCAAACUCCUUUUGGCAUGAUGACAGUGGUUUCCGAGGCAUCUACGAUGUUGAUCACUUCAUCAGAGCAUUGAGGUUUGAUGUACGGAUUGUGGAAAGCAUUCCAGAAAUUCGCAAAAAUGGGAAGACCAAGAAAAUAAAAGCACAUCAGCUUCGCCCCCCGAGAGAUGCUCCAAUUAGUUGGUACACAACAGUUGCUCUGGAGAAGAUGAAGGAACAUGGUGCCAUCUAUCUGACCCCUUUUUCACAUCGUCUUGCUGAAGAGAUUGACAACCCUGAGUACCAAAGAUUGAGAUGCCGAGUCAAUUAUCAUGCACUCAGAUUUAAGCCCCACAUUAUGAAGUUAAGCAACUCAAUAGUGAGUAAACUUCGUUCAGAAGGUCAUUUCAUGUCGAUACAUCUCCGUUUCGAGAUGGAUAUGCUGGCUUUUGCUGGAUGCCUAGAUAUAUUUAGUCCUGAAGAACAGAGAAUAUUGAUGAAGUACCGCAAGGAAAAUUUUGCAGAGAAGAGACUUGUUUAUAGUGAAAGAAGGGUCAUUGGAAAAUGUCCAUUGACUCCAGAAGAGGUUGGUCUCAUCUUGCAUGCUAUGGGGUUUGACAAUUCCACUAAGAUAUACCUUGCAGCUGGUGAAUUAUUUGGUGGGGAGCGAUUCAUGAAACCCUUUCGGUCCAUGUUUCCUCGCCUUGAGAAUCACAGCACAGUUGACCCUAGUGAGGAGAUAGCAGAGAACACUCGUGGCCUGGUAGGCUCUGCUGUGGAUUACAUGGUUUGUCUUCUAUCAGACAUCUUCAUGCCAACAUAUGACGGGCCAAGCAACUUCGCAAAUAAUCUCCUUGGACACCGUCUGUACUAUGGCUUCCGGACCACAAUCAGACCUGACAGGAAGGCUCUUGCUGCAAUCUUUAUUGAUCGUGAAAAGGGCCGAACAACUGGCUUUAACGAAACUGUUAGGCGUGUGAUGCUACAAACGAAUUUUGGUGGGCCUCACAAACGGGUCCCACCUGAGUCUUUCUACACCAACUCUUGGCCCGAAUGUUUCUGCCAGACAUCAACACAGAAUCCAGAUGAUAAAUGCCCACCAGAAAAUGUUUUGGAAAAGUUGCAUAGGCGACUGGAGGGUGAAACCACCAGUGAUUCAGAUACGUUGGUUCAAUCAAAUUCGACAGUAUCCAUGGCUGAUAGAUAGGAGAUUGAGUCUAACCUAGUAAUGGUGGUCAUACUAAUUCCUCAGUGAUAGAUGCCAUGAUACCAGAUUGGGGAAUGGAGCUUUUGUUUUUCCUAGUUCAGCUUUCAGGUGUCAUCGGACGAGAUCAUUGAUCUCUUUGGUUUGGAUAGGUGGCGAGUAGAUCGUGUUUGACUUUCGGAAGCGAGAGAGAAUGGGGGAUAUCAUUGGGUUUGAAGGGACCAGAAUGAUAUUUUGAGCGUGUGUUACUCUCUAUUUGCAAUUUUUUUUUUUUUUUGAAAUGAGUGAGCUCAAUUAUAUUAAUGAAAAUAUAGAAGAUAAAGCUGGAAGUGAUUGGAAUUCAGGAAAAUAUCCAUGGUUUAAGCGUAGGCGAACGCGGUUGAUCCUUGAAGAGUUUGGAUUAUAUUAUUAUUAUUAGUGCAUGCCUUUUGUUAUGGAGUGCAUGUUGUGUAUAA